Centropristis striata (black sea bass) is the source of this 5410-nucleotide messenger RNA. RefSeq names its product tripartite motif containing 36 (gene trim36). The coding region runs from base 233 to 2500 and encodes 755 amino acids. The transcript is spliced from 13 exons. Gene Ontology annotation, molecular function: zinc ion binding; protein binding. Lineage: Eukaryota; Metazoa; Chordata; Actinopteri; Perciformes; Serranidae. The record is from RefSeq and is a predicted model, not a curated record.
ACACGGCUGAGCAUAGAGGGAGGGAGGAUGGUGAUAAGGAUGUGGUCUGAGGAGCGGCUCUUCUCUGUGGAUGUUAUCUCACCUCCCCUGUGAAGCUUUUGAUCCUGUUUGUUUAAGCCGCAGCUGCUGUUUGUGUGUCUCUCUGUGUGUUUUUCUACAUUUUUUAAAUUCCUGUUUUGCUGACCGGUCUGCGUGUGUGUGUGUGCUGUAACAUCCACCAUCAUCUGGAGCCAUGUCGGACUCUGAGGACAUGACGGAGUUCGCCAGCAUCGUGGAGCGGAUCGAGCGAGGCGAGGUCCCAAUCAAGAACAUAGAGAGGGAGCUGAUCUGCCCGAUAUGCAAGGAGCUCUUCACCCAUCCGUUGAUCCUGCCCUGCCAGCACAGCGUCUGCCACAAGUGUGUCAGAGAGCUGCUGAUGCUGAACCAUGAGGACUCUUUCGAUGCCGGCUCAGAGUGCUCCCUGCCGGGCAGCCCCAGGUCCAGGGUCCCGUCCCCUUCCAUGGAGAGGCUGGACAGGCUUGUGAGAUCAGGUGGGUCUCGGGGCUCCAUCUCAUCCCCGGGGUGGCGCAGAGGUUCUGUGACUCCCCGGGUCACCACCAUCCCAUGCCCGGGCUGCCAGCAUGACAUUGACCUCGGUGAGCGCGGCAUCAGCAUGCUGUUCCGUAACUUCACCCUGGAGAGCAUCGUCGAGCGCUACCGCCAGGCCGCCCGUGCAGCCAUCGCUAUUAUGUGUAACAUCUGUAAGCCUCCGCAGCUGCAGGAGGCCACAAAGAGCUGUAUGGACUGCAAGGCCAGCUACUGUAACGAGUGCUUCAAGCUGCACCACCCCUGGGGCACGCCCAAAGCUCAGCAUGAGUAUGUCGGCCCCACUACAAAUUUUAGGCCCAAGGUGCUCAUGUGUCCGGAGCACGAGAUGGAGAAGGUGAACAUGUACUGUGAGGUCUGCAGACGACCCGUGUGUCACCUCUGCAAGCUGGGAGGAUCCCACGCCAACCACAAAGUCACCUCCAUGAGCAGUGCCUACAAAAUCCUCAAGGAGAAGCUGGCCAAGAGUAUCCAUUACCUCAUCAGCAAAGAGGACCAGGUCCGGACUCAGAUUACUGAUAUUGAGCUGCUCAUCAAUCAGACCGAGGAAAAUGGCCAACUAGCGGAGCGCCGAGCCAAUGAGCACUUUGAGCGUCUCUUUGAGACUCUGCAGGAGAGAAAGUCAGAGAUGCUGAGGUCCAUCGAACAGUCUCGAAACCGACGCCUGGACCUACUCAAGGGUCAGGUGGAGGAGUACCAGGGCAUGCUGGAGAACAGUGGUCUGGUGGGCUACGCUCAGGAGGUGCUGAAAGAGACUGAUCAGUCCUGUUUUGUACAGACUGCAAAGCAGCUGCACAUCAGGAUCCAGAAGGCCACAGAGUCUCUAAGGACCUUCCACCCUGCCUCUGACCCCUGCUUUGAUGAGUUUGUGCUCGACACAUCCAGAGAAGAAACUCUGCUCAAAGAGAUGUGCUUUGGUGGAGUUCCAGACCCUCCUCUGAUAGACUUGUCCACCAGCAGAGUGUAUAACGAGGCCUCCAUCUGCUGGAGGCUGUCUGAUGACCACCUACCUACUGACCACCACAUACUUGAAUACCGCAGACUCGGAGGCCCGAGCCAAUCCCCGUCCCAGGAGGACGGUGAGGACAGUGGGGUCUGGAGGGCCACAGACAGGGUGUAUGGUCCCAGCACUGUGGUGUGUGACCUGGACCCUGACAGCCUGUACUCCUUCAGGGUCCGAAGCUGCAGGAACUCCAUGUUCAGCCCCCACAGCCCUGAGGUCACCUUCCACACUCCACCUGCACCUGCUUUUGGUUUCCUGUUCAGCGACAAGUGUGGCUUCAGUACAGAGCGCCUCAUUUUAAACAAGCGACGGGACACUGUGGAGAGCGUAGCCGGCAUGGCCUUCCUCCUGGCAGCAGAACGUGUGCAGACGGGCAGCUACAUUGCACUGGACUACAUAAUUGGGGACACGGGCAUCUCUCAGGGAAGACACUACUGGGCCUUCAAGGUGGAGCCGCACUCCUACAUGGUUAAAGUUGGAGUGGCCUCUGACUCAAAACUGAUUGAAUGGUUUCACAAUCCGAGAGAUACUAGCAGCCCGAGGUAUGACCAUGAUAGUGGGCAUGACAGCGGCAGUGAAGACGCGUGCUAUGAGCUCUCCCAGCCUUUCACCCUCCUCACCCUGGGCAUGGGCAAGCUCUUCAUUCCCAAGGCUUCGUCUUCCUCCUCUGUCUCCACAGCAAAUGCCUCGUCUGGUGACCCUAGCAAUCGCGUGCUUCCCAUGCCCCAGCGCCUGGGCGUAUGCCUCGAUUACGACGCAUGCCGGGUGUAUUUUUAUGACGCUGACACCAUGAGGUGCCUUUAUGAGAGGCAGGUGGAUUGUUCGGGAACAAUGUAUCCAGCGUUUGGGCUCAUGGGCAGCGGCAAGGUUCAACUGGAAGAGUUCAUCACCGCUAAGAGACUGACCUUCUGAGGAGGGACGGAGCGCGCUGAUUCAGUCCGACCUGCAUCUCUUUAAUCUUUGGCAUGUUCUGGGAAGAGCAGAUUUUAUUGACAGGGUGGUGGAGUACAAUCCAAAUAGUUUUUUUGAAGGUUCAGAUGAGGCAGAUGUGAUCAGGGCCUUUGGUCCUAAAUGUGAAAAUGUGAUCCCUGCCAGAGACUGGACUAUUUAGAGUUGGCAUCUGUAAUGUAUGAUCCAUACACAAGAGUAUGACGCUGAAUAUCAGUGUCCACAUACAAAGGUCUGCAGAGGCUGGCAUACGGUAUGUGAAAGGUCUUCUCUACAUACCAAAGUCUCUGUAUCUGUUAAUUGUAUUUGACCUGGUUUUAAUUACCAGCUAUGAUCAGCUGUUAAUGUAGUGGAACUGGCUGCAAAGUUAGUCUGCAGCUGCUUUAAAUCUUAAUUGUUUUAACAUGAAACGCCUUUGAGCUUACACUUACACUUCCUCUUUUGCCAGAUAUACAUUUAUAGAUUAUUUUGUGUGUAUUAAUUAUCAGAUGGUCUUUGUUUCUUCGGCUCUUUUGUGUAACUGUUUGUCUAAACGUAGCAACAUAGGUUUAGAUGUAAUCUUGGUGGACCUGAGAGCCUUGUAGCUACUAUAAAGCUAGCGCCUUCGUGCCUUUUUUUUUUUCUUUUUUUUUUUUUUAAAGGAGAUGGGUCUCUUAGUUUGCUCUAGCAAGCAGAUGAUGGUGUCAUUACACGCAUUAUGGAAAUACUUAUCUGCAUAAAUACUGUAUGUGGGUUUUUACUGUAGGUAGUUUGAUCAUAGACACUGGUGUCAAAGUUAUUCAUUGUACUUACCUAUUUACUCUUGACUUUUAUCACAAACACUACUUUUCCUCUUGUCACAGUUAUGUUGAGCUGUUUUUGCACAAUAUGAUGAAUGAAGCCUCGCACAUGAUAAACUUAACAAUCAUCACGUUUCAUCACUACCUAGUUAGCUUCUUCACUUUAAAUGUUGUAGACAUAAUCGGCACAUUGAUGUCUCACAGUGACUGUCACAUUCACAAACACGUUCACCUUUUGCUAACAUAACAUAUUAAUCCUGGAGUGGAUUUUAAAAGCCUCUCACUGUUUGCACAGCACUGAAUGUGACUGGAACACCGUAAAACCAGCCGGGUACCAGAACACCGUGUACUUGUAGUCAACGUCAGUUUGACAGCUGCAAAGUCACUCAUAGCCAAAGCAUGUUGGUUCUGGUGCUGAUCUAAGUGCAACACACCGCUCUGUGGCCUAGCAGCCUUUAUCACAGUUUAAAAAGAAAAAAAAUCCACAGUUAUUCAGGUUCUUAUUAAAGUGCUAUCACAAAACAUACUGUUCAGUACCGUUUACUAUCAAAACCACCGUUUACUUGCAGUGCAGACACGUGAAGUGUAGCAUAUUAGUUUGUCACUGGUGAGUUUGGCUAUCAGACUAAUAGAGAGCACACGAGCCAGGCUGUUUGCUUGGCAGCCACACUUUGCUCUUGUUUGUAUAGAUGUAUAUUGUAUAUGUGCCUGCACAUGGGUUUGUUUGUUAAUUCAUGUAUAGUUUGAUUUCUGGAGGGUUAGGGUAAUCGGUGUGUGUGUUUUCUCAGGUGUCUGGCCCUGACUGGGGCCCCAAUGCUACCUACCUCUAUCCGUCAGACCUGGAAAACCUUAACUACUGUACCUUUCCUCACAGAAACAAGUUUUGUUUGAUUUGCAGCUUCUCUUUGUCCGCAACAGUCGUUUCAAUAUCUCCGCCUUCUCUUUUAAUGUCAAAUAAUAAGCUGAUCUUUCAAAAAUGUUUAACUUCCAUGUACAUAUUAAUCCAGAGUAUAUUAUUUUCAGUGAAAUAAGUACAUCUUAAAUGUUUAUUAGUUGAUGUUUGCUUGUGGUCUUUAAAGAGAUGUAAGUCACUAUUGGGGGGGAAUUGCUGUAAGCAGAGAUUCAGCUGCCUUUUCCAAGGGAGUGUUUUUGAAAUGGUACUAACAACCUUCUCUUCCUCCUUUUUGUGGUGUUGGUUUGAAUAGUCGUUUUAAAUAUUUCUGUUAUAGUGUGGAACACAUUGUGGGUUUUUGUUUUAAUAAAUUCAUACUCUGACAUGUAGCUGUACAGAAACAUUCUCUAUUCUCAAAUUGAAAUAUUUGAUUUCUGUGACCCCCCCAUAGGUCACAGACCUGAACCUUGAUUCCUGUUUUGACAUCUUUAAAAUAUGUCUAUGCAUUUGUGAAUUUCGAGGUUCAAGGUUAUAUUUCCAUCGCAGAAUGUAUUCCUGUUAAUUACUGAACAGCUGAAUGUUCUCUGUUGUUGGUUUUCCUCUAUUUUGUCACACACUGGGUCACAGCACAGUUGUAUGUAGUUUUAGCAAUCUGAUAAAAGGCGUGUAAUCUCAACAUCCCAUCUGAUUUUAAAUGUAAAAUGCAUCCUAGCCUGCGCUUCAGUAAUGACUUUAGUACCAAAUAUUUUGCAGGCUGGCUCUCAAUCGAAUUCCAAGCUAGCACUUUAAAAAUCUGUAGCAUGUCAGCAGCUGUUUGGCUCUGCAGGUGUGUAUAUUAACAAGUGUGUGUGCAAUAUUAUUAAACAGUUUAGACAGACAUAAGCCUAUCAAGACAAUUUGCACUGUAAUUGUUUACGUUGCGGUUUAAAAUGGGCUUUUCCUUGAUACAAAGUGAACACUACUUGAUUUGUAAAUGUUUCGUUUUCUCAGUAACACUCAAAUUCUUCUGAACUCUAAAUUAGUGACAGUGCAUUUGUCCCUGUGUGUUCUCUCCAGAGGAGUUGGAUGUGGUGUGUAAGUGGUGGGUUUCUGUAUGUAAAGAUGUGGAAAUAUUGUUCAUUGCUCUGAUUCCUGGAAAUGCUACACUUUUUAAUUUGCUGUGUGGGGAUUUCAUCAAAUAAAACUAGUGUGUUUUUAAAUCUA